AUGCCUGUCCCCAGGCCCGGGAGAGCCAUGGCCAGCCUGCGAGGGGACGCGGGGACCUGCCUUCUCUGGGCGCUGCUGCUGCUGAGUGGGGACCCAGGCUGCCAGGCCCAGAGGGCAGGUUGCAAAAGUGUCCAGUAUGAUCUGGUCUUCCUGCUGGACACGUCCUCCAGCGUGGGCAAGGAGGACUUUGAGAAGGUCCAGCAGUGGGUGGCCAACCUGGUGGACACCUUCGAGGUGGGCCCGGACCACACUCGCGUGGGGGUCGUGCACUACAGCGACCAGCCCACCACAGCCUUCGAGCUCGGCCACUUCGACUCCAGGGAGGCAGUGAAGGCGGCCGCGCGGUCCCUGGCCUACCAGGGCGGCCACACCAACACGGGCGACGCCCUGCGGUACAUCACCCGCCACAGCUUCUCCCCGCUGGCCGGCGGCCGCCCGGGGAACCGCGCCUUCAAGCAGGUGGCCAUCCUGCUGACCGACGGCCGCAGCCAGGACCUGGUGCUGGAGGCUGCGGCCGCCGCCCACCGGGCCGGCAUCCGCGUCUUCGCGGUGGGCGUGGGGGCGGCGCUCAGGGAGGAGCUGGAGGAGAUCGCGUCGGAGCCCAAGUCCGCCCACGUCUUCCACGUGUCCGACUUCGACGCCAUCGACAAGAUCCGGGGCAAGCUGCGGCGCCGCCUGUGCGAGAACGUGCUCUGCCCCAGCGUCCGCGUGGAAGGGGAUCGCUUUAAGCACACCAACGGCGGGACCAAGGAGAUCACAGGUUUCGACCUGAUGGACCUGUUCAAUGUGGAGGACAUCUUGGGGAAACGGGAGAAUGGGGUACAGAGCUCCUACGUCCGGAUGGGGUCCUCCCCUGUGGUGCAGAGGACCGAGGAUGUGUUCCCCCAAGGCCUGCCCGACGAGUACGCCUUUGUCACAACCUUCCGCUUCCGGAAGAGCUCUCGGAAAGAAGACUGGUACACGUGGCAGGUCAUCGACCAGUACGGCAUCCCACAGGUCUCCAUCCGGCUGGACGGCGAGAACAAGGCCGUCGAGUACAACGCCGUGGGCACCGUGAGGGACGCCGUCAGGGUGGUCUUCCGUGGCGCCCGCGUCAGCGACCUCUUCGACCGGGACUGGCACAAGAUCGCCCUGAGCAUCCAGGCCCAGAACGUCUCCCUGUACAUCGACUGUGCGCUGGUGCAGACGCUGCCCAUCGAGGAGCGGGAGAACAUCGACAUCCAGGGCAAGACGGUGAUCGGCAAGCGGCUCUACGACAGCGUGCCCAUCGACUUUGACCUACAGCGAAUUGUGAUUUACUGUGACUCCCGCCACGCGGAACUGGAGACCUGCUGUGACAUCCCCUCGGGCCCGUGCCAGGUGACCGUGCUGACACAGCCUUCGCCCCCGCCCCUGCGGCCGCCCACCUCUGGCAGUGAGCAAAUCGGGUUCUUGAAGACCAUCAACUGCUCCUGCCCCGCUGGAGAAAAGGGUGAGAAGGGUUGGAGCGGCCCCGUGGGACUCCCCGGCCCGAAGGGAGACAUGGGGGCCACUGGGCCACCUGGAGCUCCCGGACCCAAGGGCGAGAAGGGAGACUCGGGCCGAGGACCUCCUGUGUGGGGAGAAAAGGGUGAAAAGGGCUCCCUGGGCCUGCCCGGUCCCCCCGGGAGAGAUGGCAGCAAAGGCGUGCGGGGUGAGCCUGGCGAGCCGGGACUGCCUGGCGAGGUGGGCAUGCACGGGUUCCAAGGACCGCCUGGCCUGCCCGGACCUCCCGGCCACCUCGGGGCUCCUGGUCUUCAAGGAGAACGAGGGGAGAGGGGACCCCGAGGAGAAAAGGGGGAGCGAGGCCUGGACGGAUUCCCUGGGAAGCCUGGGCAGCCGGGAGAGCAGGGACGACCCGGCCCCCCCGGCACAGCCGGGCCCCAGGGACAGAAGGGUGACGUGGGGCCCGCAGGACCCCCUGGUGUGCCGGGCUCUGUGGUGCAGCGAGAAGGCCUGAAGGGCGAGCAGGGACCUCCAGGACCCCGGGGUCACCAGGGCCCUCCUGGGCCCCCAGGAGCUCAGGGUCCCAUGGGUCCGGAGGGCAAGGACGGACACCCUGGUCUGCAAGGCCUUCGAGGGAAGAAAGGAGAAGCCGGCGCACCUGGACUCGCUGGAUCGCUGGGGCCGCAGGGUCCCCCAGGACCCCCUGGUGUCCCUGGCGCCCCUGGGCCUGGAGGCCCCCCGGGUUUACCUGGAGAGAUCGGCUUCCCCGGAAAACCUGGGCACCCCGGGCAGGCGGGGCCACCAGGAAAGGACGGGCUGAAUGGACCCCCAGGCCUGCCGGGACCCAAGGGCCAGCCCGGAGACAGAGGGGAGGACGGACUCCCCGGGAAGCCCGGCCUGCGGGGUGACGUUGGGGAGCGAGGCCUGGCGGGCCGCCCUGGAGAGAAGGGACAGGCCGGCCUCCCGGGGGCUCCAGGGUUCCCGAGCCUGAGGGGAGACAGAGGACCGCAGGGAGAGAAAGGUGACCUGGGCCUCCCGGGGCAGAAAGGUGACCGAGGUGAAAAGGGUGAAGCUGGUCCAGCCGGCCCCCCGGGAUUACCUGGAACUACGUUCCCCUUCACCCCGCACCCAAGAGUGCCAGGAGAACGAGGACCAAAAGGAGAGAAGGGCGACCAGGGAGAACCUGGGGAGCCGGGGUCACAGGGCCGUCCUGGGGAACUGGGGCCUCCGGGACCCCCUGGGCUGCCGGGUGCCAAGGGACAAGAAGGCGCAUACGGGGUGCCUGGGGCAGCUGGAAACCCGGGCACUCCUGGUCCCGUCGGCUCCCCCGGCCCCAGCGGCCCCCCAGGAAGUGUGGGCCCCCCUGGGAUCAGAGGCCCCCCUGGGAAAGAUGGGGAGCGUGGCGAGAAGGGAGCAGCUGGGGAAGAAGGGAGCCCAGGGCCAGCAGGCCCUCGGGGGAAUCCCGGUGCUCCCGGGCUCCCUGGGCCUCCCGGAUCAGGGAAAGAUGGAGAGCCGGGGCUUCGUGGACCACCUGGGUUGCCUGGACCUCUUGGACUCAAGGGGGACCGAGGCGCACCUGGGAUCCCUGGCUCUCCUGGCCACCGUGGCGACCCGGGCAUCGGUGUUGCUGGCCCUCCUGGCCCUUCUGGACCGCCAGGAGACAAAGGACCCCCGGGAUCUCGAGGCUCACCGGGAUUCCCCGGCCCCCAGGGACCCGCUGGCCAGAACGGUGUGCCAGGAAGCCCAGGAGAGAGGGGGCCCCCUGGCAAACCGGGGCCCUCCUCACCACUGUCUCCGGAGGACAUACGUCUCUUGGUGAAGGACGUGUGCAAGGACUGCCCUCCGGGCCCCCCGGGCCUCCCUGGUCUGCCAGGUUUCAAAGGGGACAAAGGUCUCCCGGGGAAGUCAGGGAGAGACGGCACGGAUGGGAAAAAGGGGGAUGCUGGGCCCAGAGGCCCCCCGGGGCCCCCAGGAGUGGCUGGUGCGCAGGGAAGUAAAGGAGCCCCGGGAGCGGACGGCGAGGUCGGGCAGAAAGGCGACCAGGGUCAUCCCGGAGUUCCCGGUUUCAUGGGGCCUGCAGGGAACCCUGGACCACCAGGAGCAGAUGGAGCCGCGGGAGCUGCCGGAGCACCAGGGAUCCAAGGGCCAGCGGGGAAAGACGGCCCCCCGGGCCCCGAAGGCCCACCUGGGUUACCCGGAGCCCCGGGAGCAGAAGGCAAAGAGGGCAGAGAUGGAAAACCCGGCGCCCCCGGAGAGCCGGGCAAAGCAGGAGAGCCGGGUCUGCCAGGACCAGAGGGGGCCCGGGGCCCGCCCGGCUUCAAGGGACACACGGGUGAUGCCGGUGCUCCGGGCCCCCGGGGAGAGCCUGGCGCCAUGGGGCCCCCCGGCCGGGAAGGGUCACCUGGGAAAGACGGCGACGCUGGACCCACAGGGCCACAGGGUCCCCAAGGACUGAGGGGCCUACCGGGUAAGAACGGAUCGCCCGGAACUCCAGGGGACCCCGGCCCUCCGGGAAACCCAGGCCAGAAGGGAAGUAAAGGAGAAAGUGGCAGCCCAGGACUCCCUGGCUUCCUGGGUCCUCGUGGGCCUCCGGGGGAGCCCGGAGAGAAGGGAGCCCCCGGCAAGGAGGGUGCCCCCGGGAAGCCUGGUGAAGCAGGGCCCAGAGGAGAAAGGGGAGAUCCUGGGGUCAAAGGAGACAAAGGAGCUCCCGGUGGACACGGUCAGCCCGGGGAUCCCGGAAUCCCAGGCCACAAGGGCCACACGGGUCUGAUGGGCCCCCAAGGUCCACCUGGGGAGAGUGGGCCGGCCGGGCCCCCGGGGCCUCCGGGCCAGCCAGGGUUUCCAGGACUGAGGGGCGAAUCUCCCUCCCUGGACACCCUGCGGCGACUCAUCCAGGAAGAAGUCGGGAAACAGCUGGAAACCAAACUCGCCUACCUCCUGGCUCAGAUGCCCCCGGCACACGCGAAGGCAUCUCAAGGCAGACCUGGGCCCCCGGGGCCCCCUGGAAAAGAUGGGCUUCCAGGCCGGGCAGGCCCCGUGGGGGAGCCGGGACGGCCCGGGCAGGGGGGUCUGGAAGGACCAUCUGGACCAGUAGGUCCCAAAGGUGAGCGAGGAGCCAAAGGUGACCCAGGGACGCCAGGUGUUGGCCUCCGAGGCGAGAUGGGCCCCCCCGGAAUCCCAGGUCAACCCGGGGAACCUGGUUACGCUAAAGAUGGGCUUCCUGGGGGUCCCGGCCCUCAAGGGGAGACCGGACCAGCUGGACACCCGGGCCCCCCAGGCCCGCCAGGCCCCCCUGGCCACUGUGACCCCUCCCAGUGUGCCUACUUCGCCAGCCUAGCCGCCCGCCCAGGGAAUGUGAAGGGCCCCUAG
Molecule: messenger RNA, 4833 nt
Organism: Molossus molossus (Pallas's mastiff bat)
Lineage: Eukaryota; Metazoa; Chordata; Mammalia; Chiroptera; Molossidae
Gene: COL22A1
Product: collagen type XXII alpha 1 chain
Exons: 63
Coding region: 1-4833 (1610 amino acids)
Source: RefSeq, a predicted model, not a curated record